Solea senegalensis (Senegalese sole) is the source of this 2019-nucleotide messenger RNA. It is a transcript of the gene hsd17b12b, whose product is annotated as hydroxysteroid (17-beta) dehydrogenase 12b. Gene Ontology annotation, cellular component: endoplasmic reticulum. NCBI's taxonomy places the organism in Eukaryota, Metazoa, Chordata, Actinopteri, Pleuronectiformes, Soleidae. Bases 78 to 1037 code for a protein of 319 amino acids. The transcript is spliced from 11 exons. Gene Ontology annotation, molecular function: oxidoreductase activity. The record is from RefSeq and is a predicted model, not a curated record.
UGCGGAUAUCCUGAAACCAAGUGAGAAGCACUUGAGCAACUUGUCAGUGAGCUUAUAGACGUGGUGGUGUGACAGACAUGACGUCCAACAGAGAAGUUUUGUUUCGGUCCUUGGAGACGCCGCUGCUCUGCCUCGGUGCUUUGACCGCAGCCUGGUUCACUCUGUGUUCCGUGUGCCGGCUGGUGUCCGGGUUCAGGGUGUGGGUGCUGGGCAACGGGCGACUCGUAUCUCCUACGAAAUUGGGCAAAUGGGCAGUUGUGACAGGAGCCACAGAUGGGAUUGGAAAAGCCUAUGCAGAGGAGCUUGCUCGCAGAGGCUUUGCUAUUGUGCUGAUAAGCCGCUCUCAGGAGAAGCUGGAUGAAGUGUCCAAGGCAAUCGAAAGCAAAUGUGGUGUGGAGACCAAAACCAUUGCAGCAGACUUUAGUACUGUGGAUAUCUACUCCAGGAUUGAAGAUGGACUUGCAGGGCUGGAGAUUGGCGUGUUAGUGAACAAUGUUGGAAUAUCCUACUCUUACCCUGAAUUCUUCCUCGAGCUCCCCAGUCUCGACAGAUUCAUUGACACAAUGAUCAACAUCAACAUAACAUCAGUGUGCCAGAUGACGCGUCUUGUUCUACCUGGAAUGGUGGAGAGGAGGAAGGGGGCCAUCCUUAACAUCUCAUCUGCCAGCGGGAUGUACCCUGUUCCUCUUCUUACGGUCUACUCUGCCUCCAAGGCAUUUGUGGACUUCUUUUCACGGGGACUACAAGCUGAAUACAAGAACAAGGGCAUCAUCAUCCAGAGUGUUCUGCCAUUUUUUGUUGCAACAAAGCUGAGUAAAAUCCGACGGGCUACACUGGACAAGCCCAGUCCAGAGCGCUAUGUUGCAGCCGAACUCAACACUGUGGGGCUACAGACCCAGACCAAUGGCUACCUACCUCAUGCCAUAAUGGGUUGGGUGACUACAGUUCUGCUUCCUGCCAAGCUCCUUAACAUCUAUGUGAUGAGGAUGGGGUUGUCCCAGCGCACUCGUUACCUCAAGAAACAGAAGCAGGGAUAGAUAGAUCGGCCGUAACAGACAGAAGGAACCAGGAGUUAACGACUUGUCCGACCACCACCCGCCAUCGCCAUCGUAAUCGUCAUCAUCGACCAAUAAGGGGAAAUGUGACAGUUUCUCUCUCUCUACUAAUACUACUACUCGUAGGUGAUAUGAUGGUCACACUUGCCUUUCGAUGUUGAAUCCAAACUUUUUUUCUAACAAACUUUUGCUCUUUGCUGAGUGAUGAGCUGUAAUGAACAAAACACUAACACUAUAAUUAAUUUUCUUUUUUCAAUUCUAAUGAUCUUUACAGGACAAGGGUUGAAUGUCUGAGGUUUGAGGGCUCUGUAUGUUUCUUAUUGAAAAAUGAAAAAUGGACAAGCUUAAUGCUGUUUAGUGGGACUCUGGGCGAUGGCACUUACUGUCAACACUUUCUGAAGCACUGGAAAGAUUGUGUUAUCAAGAUUUUUUUUUUUGUCAUGUACUACAAAUCGAGAUCUGGUACCAGCAUGGAGGGAGAGUUGAAAUGUGUGUCAGUUUACAUACAAAAUUACUUAUAACAAUAAUAAUAAUAAAAAAAAUUAAUCAACAUCUAUCUUUAGUGCUUUGGAUACGACUGGAUGCAUUUGAGCCGUUUAUCCGUAAGUGAUGUGCUGCAUACGGUCAUCUCAAUCCUUUCAUGUGCUGAAAUGGAUUGACUGAAAUGUUAAACCAAACCAUGUCUUUAACUUUCCCUCUUGAGAACUAUGUUGACUUGCUGUGUCACUUAUCUUGGCUGUGAUACCAGCUUUAAGUUAUUUACUUUAUCAAUCCUAAUGUAAAAGAAAAAAGUUCUUAACCAUUAGCAUAUACUGACUGUAAAGGUGCAGCAGCUGGGGACCAAAUUGAGUUCAACGGGGUAUUUGUAUUAUGUGUUUAAUACCUUGGAAGCACGUAAAGCAGAACAUCUGGAUGUUAUUGUCCUUCCUGUCUAUACAAUAAAUGUGAUUUUCUAAUAACUUCA